AACAUCGCCCGCGCCGUCGGGAAUUCUUCUGAGAGCCACAAUUGUGCCAAAAGCAUCUUGACCUCAGACAGGCUGCAGAUAGUUGUGACCCUUUCGGAGUUCUUUAAUGAAACCUGGGAGGCAGCCAAUUGUGCAAAUUGUUUAAAGAACAGCAGUGAGGGAUUAUCAAAUUCUACUGUAGAGUUUCUGGAUUUAUUCAAUAAAUCUCUGACAUGUUUUGAACAUAACCUUCAGGGACAAACCAUCUAUUUGUCACCAAAUAACUACACAGAAGUAUGUAAAAACUGCAACGAAACCUACAAAAAGUUGAAUGACCUGUAUAACAACUUGCAAAGGAUGAACAGGCAAGGUGGUGAGUCUGGGCACUCCGCCCACUUGUGUAUCGAUGUGGAAGAUGCAAUGAACAUCACUCGGAAGCUUUGGAGCAGGACUUUCAACUGCUCAGUUCCCUGCAGCGAUACAGUCCCGGUGAUUGCAGUUUCAUCCUUUAUUCUCUUCCUACCUAUUGUUUUUUAUCUUAGUAGCUUCCUUCACUCAAAGCAAAAGAAACGGAUACUCAUUUUGCCCAAGCGCAUCCAGUCAAAUGCCAGUCUUGUGAACAUCCAAGAAAAAUACAGCUGAGCUACAAAACAAAACCUGAGAACUGCUGCUGGUAUACAGUGGGUACAAUUGUGUUGGAAUGAGGCCGGCACAAAAGAGGAGUUAAUUAUGGUUUAGUGUAAUGAUACAGAGAAACACAAGUUAAAAUGCUGUCUGACUUCUAAGCAAGGAUAUUAACAAACAUGACAAGGCAGGGCUGUGUGACACUGUAUGGACUCUGGUUUUGAAAAAUCUGUGGUGUGUUUUUUUUUUUUUUAUAAUCUCGAGCUAAAGAUGGUGUUUUUCUGUUUCUAAGCUUUUGUACUUUUCAUCAAUAGAAUAACUGCGCUUUUCUUGCAUGGUAUUUUUUCAUAUUUAUCGUAUUUGUUUCACAGAAACCUGAGAUUCUGAAUCUUUGAGGUGGUUUUCAUAGACAAAACUUGAAAUAAUAUUAGAUGUUCCUUCUUGAAAUGUUGUGUUUAAUUCCACAUAAUACUUGGUGUUGCCAUACUUGAGAUGGACAGGAAACCUUUAAAAAAGAAAAAGUUCUCAUCUUUCCUAUGCUACUCCAAAGUCAGGAUAUCUGUUGGAAAAAAAAAAAAAAGAAUAAAGCAAAGGGCAUGAAAUAUUCAGAGAAAGUGCUAAUAUAUAAUGUCCAAAGCCAGCAACAAAUGCAACAGAACUGCCAGUACUAGACUUGAACAGUAAUCAUUGAUGACUGCAGUAUUCAGUUCUCAGAAACAGGCAACGUAUUUAGUCAUUUGCACACUUUAACCACUAAAGUAAUUGCUUUUCAAAUGUUACAUUUUCAGAGGCUUAUUUUAGAAGUCUGCUUGGGUAACUGGAUGCUUCACUGUUUGUCUACUGUGUUAUUUCCUUUCUGUUUUAAUUAUAAAGAUGGCUGUUUUUUUGUUUUUUGUGGAUAAGUGGGGUAAAGUCAAGUCACUGGAGGUGCUGAAUUUCCUUUUCUAGAGCUUGCUAUGGCUUAAUAUGCAGGAACUUUGUUGGGGAAAAGUUACCUUUACCAGAUUAUGUGUUUUACUGGUAAAUGAACCAGAGGGUUCUCUAACUUAAGAACUGUCCUGAAGGACAGUGAAGAUACUGUGUUUGGAAUUGAUGACUUUCAAGAAAUAGUAUUAAAAAAUUGGGCCUGUAAAAUAGAUUAAUAGAAACAAAUUCAAUCUUACAGGAUUCCAAAGCUGAUGGAGAAGUUAAUACAAUAACUGUGCGAUUGGAUAGCGCUACUGUCAGGUUGUUGGCACAAUUCAACGGCUGCAGCGGUACCGGCAGUUCAGUUUGGUUAUGCUAGUCCUGAUUAGGGAGAGUGGUGGGGUUGAAAUGAUUUAUAGCUGUACUUGAGGUUAAUGAAUGCCAGAGUCUUUGCUCUCAUUUUAAAAUUUCUUUUCUAACCUUGAGUUGAAAAUGAAUGGUCAUUACAGCUGAAAAAUGAAAUUCCUCUUGCAGUUUGUGUGUCUGAUGUCUGUCAAAAAACUCCAUGAAGCAGUUUUAUGUAUUCGACUUGCUUUGGAGCCUACAAUGUUAAAUUUUCCCUUUGCACUAAGGCUCAAAUAAAUAUAUCACAGUGUCACAAAACAGUCUUAAAGCUCUUCAAGUCAUUGGUUUUUCUUGUUUGUUUUUUUUUUUUGUGGAUAUUUUUGAGUUAGGACAUACUGUUGGUUCUAAAGUCAAGGUGACAGUAUGUUUAAUAGUAAGUAAAAUAUGUUAGCGGUUGGUCCCACCCAUAUGAUUGCCUUUUUGUAUUUUAUCAGUAAGAAGUAUUUAUCUCCCUCUGUUAAACAUGUGAAUUACUAGGUCAACAGUUUGUUCUAGAUAGUUUACAACAAUAACAUGAAACUCUGUUUUUCUUGCUUAUUACAUAAAGUUAACUUUUUUGCGGCUGGGAAAGGCGUGCUGCCUUUAAAAAAAAAAAAGAUUAUUUUUUUAUAUCUAUUAUUCUUAAACUUCAACUUUCUGGGACUUAUUCAGCUGCCUGCUCUAAUAGCAUUACAUUGAUUUGGGACAUCAUAUGAUUGAGAGCUGUUCAAAGCAAUCUUUCAUUUGUGCAGAUAAAGCCAGUUUGUAUGUGCAGCAUUUCAGAAUGACAGCUUUUAUACUGUAAGCAGUGGCUUUUUGAGCACAUUCAUGUUAAGUAGGUCUGAAAGUCAUUACUUUUGGAUAUGGUGGUUAAGCACUUUAAAAAAAUUAAAAAAAAAAAAAUCAGCUUUUCUUAUUUUCCUGGCUGCUAAGCCAAACGGAAAUACUCAUGUGACUUUUGUUGGGUUUUAUUUUAAAGCAGCAGUAAAAGUUUACACUUGAGAUUUUUAAUAUUGCAUCUACUAUUUUCUCCUUUUUUUUCCCCACCAAAAUUUGUACUACUAACUUUCUUUACACAGUGUUAUAUUUUUGGUAGGAUAUUUCAUAUAUAAAUUGAUUGAAUUCUCUUUAUACUCUAUUUCCUAGAGGAAUGUGGAAGCACAUAGACUGUGUUGAAGGAGAACUAGAAUUCUUUUUGCUGCUAGUCUUUCAUUUUGGUUUAUUUUUUGCCUUUUUGGUAUUAUAUGUACUAAAUAGGAUGAACUUUGAAAUACUAGUUGUUUGUAUCUUUUUGUGCAAAUAAAGAUUUCUUACUGUGGGGGAGCACUUUGAUUCAUGUUUAUACUUCCUAGGAAACCUCUAAACACAGAAAGUCAGCUCUAAUAAAGAUUGUCAAUAAACAA
Messenger RNA from Athene cunicularia (burrowing owl), 3296 nucleotides. It is a transcript of the gene OSTM1, whose product is annotated as osteoclastogenesis associated transmembrane protein 1. Gene Ontology annotation, cellular component: cytosol. The transcript has 6 exons. The record is from RefSeq and is a predicted model, not a curated record. The annotation marks the transcript as partial. NCBI's taxonomy places the organism in Eukaryota, Metazoa, Chordata, Aves, Strigiformes, Strigidae.